UGACAAGAGAAGCCGCGGCUCGCUCAGAGGCAGAGCUUACAAACCGCGACAUCGCGUCGGAGCUCAGCGCGUCCACAACUUGGCCAAAAAGAGCCUCGGGCGUCGCAGAAUUCAAAUCCCCUACUUAAAUAUAAAAGAGAGCGCGCGAUGAAGGAGGCGCACAGAGACAUGGGCAAACUUAGAAAAGCCGCUGACACGGAGUGGAGAGAGGGGGAGAGGAUGGGGAGCUGGUGUCGCAGCGUACUCACUGUGUGGCUGUCGUGUGGUAUCUUGGGUGCCAGCCUCGCACGCAGAACGCCGGUGGAGGAGAGUGGGGUCGCAGAGAAGAUUGGCAGUGCGCGCUGCGCCUCGCGCUGUUUGACGCUGCACAUCACGCAACUCACCGCAGCCUUCAAAAGCCUGCAGAAUGAUGAUAUAUUGGUAUGGUGUGAAAAUAACAGACGGUGUUCUCAAUGUUUACAGCCUUGUAAAGAGUUGUGGGAAAUUCAAACAACCUUAUCUCAGAUAACUUGUGAGCAGAAACAUCAUGAAUGUUUAACAAGUUCUGAGUUUUUGAAAUCUGUCCUGACGCAGAAGCAAGGAGAUUGUCGACCCCCUGAGAAGGCGUCAGGGUUUGCAGCAGCUUGUGUGAUAAGCUGCAGUGCUGAUCAUGAGUGCCCAGGCAACAAAAAGUGCUGCUCAAAUGGCUGUGGGUUCACCUGCCAAGCACCAGCAAAUAUGUUUAAAAGUGUUCCGUUAAAACUCAGAAAAGACUUGACUUUCUUAGAGGAUGAGAAUGGCUUUGUAGAAGUCUCCUGGAUGUCAAAAUUUAAUGUCUCUGUGGAGCCUGUAUUUUAUAUAUUGCAAAGAAGAUGGAAUUACGGCAUUCAUCCAAGUGAAGAUGAAUCAACAGAAUGGCAGACAGUAACAAUGACAACUGAAGAUCAUGCUCUUUUGAGGGACAUAAGACCAAACAGAUGGUAUCAGUUUAGAGUAGCUGCAGUCAAUACCCAUGGUACUAGGGGAUUCACAACUCCCAGCAAGCACUUCCAUUCUUCUAAAGAUCCAACACCACCAGAAACACCAAAAAAUGUAAGAAUUGGCAGUGUUACCAACAGGUCUGAUGGAGCACUGCAGGUGAAAAUUUUUUGGGAUCCCCCUCAAGAUGAUGACCUGUCCAUCCAUCACUAUAAGGUCUCCUGGAGUCCAAAGAUACUAAGAAAAACCCCGAUGGCAACAAAGAAGGAAAGAUUAAAACUAACUCAAGGAAAUACUUCGGAAAUACAGUUGGAGGGUCUCCAGCCUAAUGUGGAUUACCUUAUUCUGGUUCAGGCUGUAUCUUACUGGGGCCAGAAGCGCUUGAAAAGUGCAAAAUCCCAGCUUGUUCUGAUUGCUGGACAAGAUUCCAUUUCUUACAACCACUCAGUCCCACUCUUGGAAGUUUCUAAUGAAUUGCCAAGUUCACAAGUAACAUCAAGCAUUCGGAGACUGGAAGCUGCAGCUCCUCACUACUAUAAUAAUCAGCUGCAAGUUAAAGUGUUCUGGAAAAAGGCACAUGAUGACAAUCAUGGUGAUACUGAUUCCUACCUCCUGACUUGGGCACCUCUGUUCUGUUCCAAAAAUACAACUAAAACUAAGCAAAAGGCAAAUGUGCAGGGGACACAUUUUGUUAUCACAGGACUAGCAUUUGCCUGCAAAUACAAAGUAACUGUGCAGCCUGCAUCUGCUGCUGAAGAGAGAAAUGAAGCAACAGUGUUUGUGACCACUCCGAUGUGUAACUCUGUGAAACUCAAGGGAGCAAGAAACACAGCUUGUCUUCAAGAUGAACACACCAAUUUAGCUGGAAAAAUAACGCUUAGAGCUGAGAAAUUGAUGGCUAUUUUCCGAAAUGUAAAUGGAUCUAUUGUUGGACACUUUCACUGGAAGGUUUCACAGAACCAUCCAUCCUCACUCCCAGUGACUGGAUACCAGUUAAUGUGGACGCAACUCUCACUUAGCAGCAAAGCCAGCUCAUUACCUGACACCAUCAUCUCGCAGACUCAAAUAUUACCACCGGACCAACUGCAAUUCACAGCUCAAAAUCUUUUGCCGGAGACCUUUUACAGAAUUCAAGUGCAAGUUCUUUCACUAAGUGGUAAUGGUCCUGCCAUUGCCAAAACAUUUGAAACACCACAGCUAAACUCUACGAUACUAUAAGGUUUAAACAAAAAUGAUCCACAAGCAUAUGGUAUGUGAAAUUUUCCCUUUAACACCCAGAAUUAUUACUUUUUUUUAAUUUGCCAAGGAAGGUAUGGCCUCACAAACCUGAAUUGGAUUAGCAUGAUUGGACAACAUUGUGUCGUAUGUUUUGUAAGAAAGAAUUGGAAACCUACAAGGUGCAUUAAGUUAUCCAGCCAGUAGCGGGUAAGAAUUAACAAAUGUAGGACCACCGUGAAAAGAAACAGCAAAACAAUGAAAAAAUAAAGUGAUUUUUCUUUCUUUGUCUCAAAACAUAGACUGUAUAUUUCUCAACCUAAAAUGAAGCAUAAAGGGUUAUACAAAAGACAAUUUGGAAUAUUUAUCAGUUUUAUUGCAGCUAAACAAAUACAUUAAAAAGUCAGUAAUAAAGAAAAGUAAACAUUUGACUUGUAGAUUUAGUAAGUUAAAGUAAUGGGCCUGUGCCAAAUGUUAUCUUAAAAAAAAUUGUGACUUUGAAUAGUAUACUUUGAUUUCAAAAAUGUUAACACAAUUAGGGUUAUUAUUAUUUUUUGCAUGUUUUAGAAAGGCCCAGUGGUGCUGGGUGAACUCCAUGAGCUGAAUUACUUGAGUUUGAGAAUGUUAGGGUUAUCUUGUAUUAUGUUUGGGAAGGUAAAACAAUGCUUUAUUUUAUUAUAAAAUAAUACAAAUGUCUUUUCUAUAAUGUUAGGAAAUAGUAAAAGGUAAUCUGAAAUUUUGACAAGUGCCUUCUAGGAAAUAAUGAAAUGUGGUAAUUUGUUAAUUGUUUAAAGAAAUUAUCAUAAUAUAUGUAUUUUCUUAAGAGAAUAUAUGAUCUUUUUAUAGAAUUCAGUGUUUUUUGGUAAAAACUAUCAUUCUGCAAUCCUUCAUUGUAUCCUUCAUGUCCAGAAAGACAUUCAUACACAAAUGAAUGUCAGUAUUUGUUUAAUUAUCUAAAAUAAGUUGUUCCAUAUCUGAUGUCAGAUGCCUGAAUUUUGUCCUGUUAAGAAUGUUUGUCAGGUGUUUACUGCAUCUGUGGCUUCUAUCACAUAAAAAUCACAGUAAGUGGUGGUAAUUUUGUUUUGAAUUAACUACAGUUGGUGGUCUUCUUUUAAGUCUGUUGACUAUCAAACACUACCAGAUAUUUUGUGUACUCUCAUCUGUUAAUCGCCAUUUCUUAUAAAUGCUGUUUUAUUCUGAGAGCUGCCCUCAUUGCCACAGUAUGUCCCAGUGACUCAGUUAGCCAUUGCCUAAGCAGUACUCACAAUAAGUAAAAAAAACUGGCUUAACAUGACUUCAUUCUAUUAGAAAAAUAUCUAAAAAGUAAAGUGAAAUGCAAUCUCUACGACUUCUAAAUAUCCUAUAACUGAAAUUUAUAAAAUGACACUAUGACAGAUUGAGGAAAAUCUUGAACUGUGUACUUUGAAGUGCCUUUGAAAGGCCCUGAUCUCACCGGCAUCUGUUACAAUCAAAAUAAGGACAACUCUGGAUUAAUGAUGUAUUGUGUUUGUUAAUGUAAACAUAAAACAUUUAGUACCUAAAAUGUGUAAGUGUUUUGUUUUAAAUUGAUUACAUUUGAGUAAUUUGUUAAGAGUUGCAAAGAAAACUCUAAAAUGGAAGAUGUCUUAAGUCCAAGUAGUGUAUUGCCUCUGUAUGUUAUAUUUUAUUACUUCGCCUUUCUUUGUAUGAAAUUGCAUUAUUCUGUAAAUAUUGCAAAUUGUUGUACCUCAUUUACCUCAAAUAAAAGAUGGUUAAAUAGAA
Molecule: messenger RNA, 3933 nt
Organism: Erpetoichthys calabaricus (reedfish)
Lineage: Eukaryota; Metazoa; Chordata; Cladistia; Polypteriformes; Polypteridae
Gene: anos1b
Product: anosmin 1b
Exons: 14
Coding region: 148-2175 (675 amino acids)
Biological process (GO): neuron differentiation
Cellular component (GO): cell surface; extracellular region
Molecular function (GO): protein binding; peptidase inhibitor activity
Source: RefSeq, a predicted model, not a curated record